This is a messenger RNA of Orcinus orca (killer whale), 671 nucleotides long. It is a transcript of the gene LCN6, whose product is annotated as lipocalin 6. Gene Ontology annotation, molecular function: small molecule binding. Bases 1 to 549 code for a protein of 182 amino acids. The record is from RefSeq and is a predicted model, not a curated record. The transcript has 7 exons. NCBI's taxonomy places the organism in Eukaryota, Metazoa, Chordata, Mammalia, Artiodactyla, Delphinidae.
AUGGCUCCCUACUGCCCCAAACUCAAAUCCAUGGGCACUGGGUCCAAGGCCCUCAACCACGGCUGCCCUCCGGUCCCCCCUGGCUCACACCUGCAGCUCCUGGGGUCCUGGUACAUUCUCGCCGUGGCCUCGGGCGAGAAGGACUUUGUGGUGGACAAGGCCACGAAGAACAUCGAGGGGGUCAUGCUGACCCUCACGCCAGAGAACACUCUGAAGGUGCUGUCCUCCCGGAGCCGGCGGGAGAGUUGCCACCUGCAUGCUGUGGAACUGACGAAACAAAAUUCCAGAUGGGUGUUCAGGAAUCCCUCCCUGGGUGUGCUGGAGUACCGGGUGCUGGCCACCAACUUCAGGGACUAUGCCAUAGUGCUCACGCAGCUGGAGCUCCAGGACGAGGCCUUCAGCACCGUGGAGCUGUACAGCCGGACGGAGCUGGCCAGCCAGAAGGCCAUGGGCCUCUUCACCAAGUGGAGCAAGGGCCUGGGCUUCUCGUCCCAGCAGCAGGCCACGCUGCAGAAGGACCUCACCUGUGCACGCAAGGUCUUCCAGUGAAUGCUGCAGCCCCCAGGGGACCGGAGGAGGCUGGCCAGACGCUACCCUCCCUGCUCAGCCUCCCAGGAGCUGGGCUUUGGGCCGGCUGCUCCCAGGGGCUCUCGACGCAGAUUCCAAUAAAG